This is a messenger RNA of Thrips palmi, 553 nucleotides long. Its product is annotated as protein transport protein Sec61 subunit gamma. The transcript is spliced from 4 exons. Gene Ontology annotation, molecular function: transmembrane protein transporter activity. The record is from RefSeq and is a predicted model, not a curated record. Gene Ontology annotation, biological process: post-translational protein targeting to membrane, translocation; protein targeting. The coding region runs from base 169 to 375 and encodes 68 amino acids. Gene Ontology annotation, cellular component: membrane; Ssh1 translocon complex. NCBI's taxonomy places the organism in Eukaryota, Metazoa, Arthropoda, Insecta, Thysanoptera, Thripidae.
UAGGUGGAAGGCUGGUGUAGUGGCACCACUACGCUGACGCGUGUCUACGCGUUGUGUUGACGUAGCCGUCGUCUCCUGCUGCUGAACCGUGGUGUCUGCUACGUGCUACGUGGAAACCCAUUCUCUCUCUUCUCUCGCUCGUGUUCGGAGCUUCUACUUGAAACCGACAUGGACCAGAUCACCAAGUUCGUUAAGCCUGGCAAGCAGUUUGCCAAGGACUCCAUUCGCCUGGUCAAGAAGUGCACUAAGCCUGACAGGAGAGAAUUCCAGAAGAUCGCUGUGGCCACAGCUGUUGGCUUCUGCAUCAUGGGCUUUAUUGGAUUCUUUGUGAAGUUAAUCCACAUUCCCAUCAACAACAUCAUUGUGGGAUCAUAAGCUUGGUCAUUUAUCAAGUACUGUCAUGGCAGUAUUCUCCCGUGUGACUGGACCUCAUCCCAUUUUGACAUGUAUGUUGUGUCUGUGUUUAAAUUAUUAUUAUCUGUACAUAAGUAUGUAAGUUAUAAUUCUGUUUUGUGAUGGCUAAAUCACCUAUCUAAUAAAUUUAUUAAUUUCA